Molecule: messenger RNA, 906 nt
Organism: Cadophora gregata
Lineage: Eukaryota; Fungi; Ascomycota; Leotiomycetes; Helotiales; Ploettnerulaceae
Exons: 2
Coding region: 1-906 (301 amino acids)
Cellular component (GO): endomembrane system
Molecular function (GO): 1-acylglycerol-3-phosphate O-acyltransferase activity
Source: RefSeq, a predicted model, not a curated record
AUGUCGUCUGGAAACAUUCUCACAACCCUGCGGGGCCUGGUAAUCAUCAUACCAUGGGCGUUGUGCCUGGUCCUCAUGGACCUGGUUUGCUCUCUGCUCCUCCCCUUGAGUUAUUUCUUCCCUGACGGAGUAUACAAUGCGUCUUCAUUCGUCGCUUUCACAAAUUGGAACUGGAUACAAUGUAUUUUCGAGGUGUUCAAUGGUGCGGUGAUCACCAUGUCCGGAGACAAAGUCCCUGAAGGAGAGUCUGCCAUUGUAAUUUCGAACCAUGUCAGCUGGACGGACUUCUAUAUGAUCCAAGCACUUGCCAUUCGCGCAGGCAUGCUUGGCCGCUGCCGCUGGUUUGCGAAGAUUGAGCUUCGCUGGGUGCCGUUGCUUGGAUGGGGUAUCUGGGCUAUGGGAAUGCCUAUGGUGAGCAGACAGUGGACGAAGGACAAAGAAGAGCUGGAUCGAGUUUUUGCAGGGAUUACUGUGCGGAAAUGGCCAACUUGGCUCAUCAGCUUCAGCGAAGCCACAAGAUACACUCCCCAAAAAGCAGAAGCAGCACGAGUAUGGUGCAAAGAGAACGACCGACCAAUCCCCAAACACCUCCUCUAUCCUCGCACAAAAGGCUUCGUGACGACAGUCCAGCAUCUCCGAAAGGCCAAACACAUCAAAGCCGUAUACGACAUGACUAUUGCUUACGAGCACAAUCAUAAAUUUCUGGAAGCGCCAACGAUAUGGGAGUCCCUUAGCUGUGGGGGACUGAGUGGAAAGAGAGGAUACAAAUUCCAUGUUCAUCUGAGGAGAUUUCCACUGGAAGAUCUACCCGAGAGUGAGGCGGAGCUCUCAAAGUGGCUGGAGACUAGAUGGGUUGAGAAGGGAGAGUGGUUAGAGGAGAAGAAAGAGGAAUGGGCAAGGAAUUGA